CACCGACACUCAUUUUGCAAAAAUGGCGUAGGACUGUACAAAAUGCAGUGAGAGAUUAUUUGUUAAACUUGUCAAUUCAGAAUUUUAAUAAAAAGAAAUGCACUUAGAAUAAUAUUUUUGGCAUCAGUUAAAGUGAGAUAACAGGUUUGAAAGUGAAAUGUGAAUUUAGCGCAAUGGCACAAGAUUUGUCUAACUAAAAGAGAGCUGGUUGUGUAACGUAUCGUAGCGUCCUAUUCCACAUUAUAAACAAACACAAAAUGGGUAAACAAAAUAGCAAACUAAAACCCGAGGUUCUAGAGGAUCUGAAGCAGAACACCGAAUUCUCAGAUGCCGAAAUCCAAGAAUGGUACAAAGGAUUUCUAAAAGAUUGUCCUAGUGGACAUUUGUCGGUAGAAGAGUUCAAAAAAAUAUAUGGGAAUUUUUUUCCGUAUGGCGACGCUAGUAAGUUUGCAGAGCACGUGUUUCGAACGUUCGACGCGAACGGCGAUGGCACCAUCGACUUCCGGGAGUUCCUAUGCGCGCUGAGCGUGACGUCACGGGGCAAGCUUGAGCAGAAGCUCAAGUGGGCCUUCUCCAUGUACGACCUCGACGGGAACGGGUAUAUCUCGCGGCAGGAGAUGCUCGAGAUUGUCACUGCUAUAUACAAAAUGGUCGGCUCAGUAAUGAAGAUGCCAGAGGACGAAUCCACGCCAGAAAAGCGGACAGACAAAAUAUUCCGACAGAUGGACAGAAACAAAGACGGGAAGCUUUCCCUCGAAGAGUUCAUAGAGGGCGCCAAAAGCGACCCGUCCAUCGUGCGGUUGCUGCAAUGUGAUCCCCAAUCACAGUGAUAUCAUAAAUAUUAAUUCUACCAAUCGGGUACCUUUAUCCACACUUAUAUAAACCUAUUGUAAAGUAUCACAUAAUUUACCAUGCUUGUAAGAGCUAGUGCGCGGCGUAAAGUCUUGAGAUUUCUUUAUGGGUUGUUGUCCUGGUGUUUGACUCAGUAAUCAACUUAUUACUAUGGAAAUAGAGUACAGAAUAAACAGCAAUAUAUGUAAGAGUACAAAAAGACAAUAUAGAUAGAGGAAAUUAUAUUAUGAGAGAUGUAUAACUAAAAUGACUAUAUUAAAAUGAUAUCUCAUCGAUUUCCACAAUGUAUUUAGGUGGAUUUCUUAUUGGCUUGCAGUAUAAUAAGCUAAGUUUGUAGCUAAACGUGCUAAGAUUUACCUUUUAACGUAGUAUCACAAGUCUAUUAACUAAGUUUUUUUUAUAUUAAAAUAGAAAUAGUUUGUGAUGAAUUUCUUUAAACUAACAGAGAAUAAUAUGGAAAUUAGGAUGGGAAAAUAUAUACACAUUUGUCUAGUUGACCGUGUUCACUAUUUUAUAUACACAGUUGAAUCAAAAAUAUAUUAAUUUAUCGAUAUAUUAAUAUUUAAAUGUUCUGAUUUCACACGAUUAAUUAUUAAUGAAAUUAAAGCUGAAUGUGCAAAUUAAAAAUUACCUGGGCCCUCACCCCUAGCUGUUAAAAUAUCUUACAGUCUAUCUGUAAUAUAUCCAAUAGAUAGCGUUAAACUUGUGUUUCACAAGUGUUGAAUAUGGCUAACUGGCCAAUCUCCUCAAGCAGAUUCACCAAGCAGUUUAUCUGUCAGAGUACAGUAUAAUAUUUUAUCAGAAAGACGUGAAAAGUGGGCCUUAAUCUCGUGAGAAUGACUCAAUAAACACACGCAUGUUCUAUUUCCUUUUCAAGUACUGAAUAAAAUACUUACACGAAUGUUCUUUAUAGCUACUAGAAUCUUAUUUGACAUGUGCAAGUACACCUAAUACUACACUAAGAUCGUGUGAACUAAUUGUCAUAUAUUAGAUCAUAUACACUGCAGCGUUAAAUGGGUGGACAACGACCCAUUUAUCGACUCGAAAUCUGCUAGAAAAACCGCUCUCCGGCUCUUCUGCCGAUUCUAGGUGAAUGGCUUCACCCUUAUUGGAGAGACAUAAAGGUUAUUAUGACCGGUUAAAAUCGAUUCCGCGUCGGUAAGUGUUCGGACGCCGUUAUCGUAAGUACAAUUUAAGAACAAAAUAUGUCACGUGAUAAUGAAAUCGAUGAGUGCAAGAUUAUUUGUUUUGUAUACAUACUAUUUUCUUUUUCAUUGAUUUUUAGAAUAGUUGCAACAAUUAUAUUGAUUGACUUAUGAUCGGGGCUGUGUGAACUGGACAACAAGAUUUCGAAGCUCUCUUCGUAAACUAGGAACUAGAAUAUAAAAUGAAUAGCCAAACAUCAGGACAACUGAAGUAUGACUACUAUGUAUAGUUUAUUUACACUUUUCCCCAAGAUUCUAGUUAGUUUUAACACCUGUCCUGUGGUUGGUUACGCUGUGAAGGGAACAUCUACGCACUCCAUACGCUGUUGGUUGAUGUCCAAAUAUUUAUCUAUAUUUUAUAAUUUAUUAUAAAUUUAAAAAUUGUUACUGUGUACUAUGAAAUUGGGUGUUUUAUGAGACUGAGUCACUGAUAUGUUUAUAUAGAAAUUCCCUGGACAGUCAGCUCUAAAAGCCGCUAUUCAGUCAUCUUGGCGGCAUUUAUUAUGAGGCUAUUUCGAUCGUAAACAGAAAGCAGUCUGCAUUACCUACAUGACCAGAGUUGUACAUUAACAAUUCCAGACGAUUUGCUUCAAAUAAAGGCAUCCUUACACGAGUCGUUGUCGAAUUCUAAAAGUCGUAAUAAUAACCGCUUUUAUAGUGCCUGGUAGCUGCCGGCUACCACGAUUAGUGGCUGUGAAUUUGCUAAUUCAUCAAUUGGUUUUAGAGUUUGGUGUCACUAGUUUUGCUAUCGGAAGCAAUUGGAUUGCCAAAUUUUUUGUGUCUUUUGUAAAAGUGCCUACAAAUAUACACUUUUAUUUCAACGCAAACAUUUUCAUCUAUUUAUAUACUUUUAAAAUAAAUUUGUGUGUAACAUUCGAUAUGAGCAAAACAAACAUCAUUAUAUCAUAAAAACACUUUUUAAACAUUCAUAAUUUAAAUAAAUUGGUCAUUAAAAUCAAAUAAAACAAAAUUAGGUAAUUGGCAAUAGUUCAAUCAUUUAUUCGUUCAAUAAAUAAGUCAUUCAUUCGUCGUUAAGUUACGUCUUUUAUGCUAACUUUUGUUGGGGAACAGUUAAGCGAUAGCAUAUCACAAACAGUUAUUAUAUCAAUAAAACUACCUCGAUUUGCGCUAUUCUGCUAUUAUUGCUAAUCAAUAAUAGCAAAUUACUACUAUAAAAUGUGUUAUUUGAUAGUAAGAGAAGUGUUGAAUAAUUGGCAUUAAGUGAUAUUUGAAACAGUCUUGUUAAUCUUAUCUCAUCAGAGCGUAUUCCUGGUGUCUUCCUCAGCAAUUAAGUGUUGAGCCGUCGUAUUGAGGUCCGCAUUGUCUCCUCCACUUCGCACGGAUUUCGGCAUUUUUAGUCGUCAUCAUGUCAUAUAUCAUUCCGCACGGCAUCAUUACAAACGAUUUAGUUUGCUUAAAGUGCCUGUGAAUAUUCCAUGUUAUGGAUCUUCGCUUUAGGAUUUUUGACGUUAAAUAUAAAAUAAUGUUAUAUCGAUAUAUUUGAUGUUAGGUUAUAGGUUUGACGCAUUUGAAUAAUAACACCAGCAUUGGAAUAAAAAUUAAAUGCAUAUAUACAAGUUUCAUAAGCGUGACGAUUGCGUUAGCUUGAUGGUAUAAUAGGUGUUUUUUUCAUCUCAGAUUCAAAUUUCUCUGCGUGGGUUUUCUUUUCAGAUAAUCUAACGAAAAUAUGUUUUAUUCGAAAUAUUGUUUUAUGUAUUUACUAUGAUAGUUAUCAUGCUUAUUAAAAAUCAGUCAUAAUUAGUCGUUAAAAGUAUCGAAAUUACACGUUUAGUCCCCCGAAGCGAUUAACAUAAUAUCGUUAAUCAUAAAAAUAUUAAAACAUACAUUUAAUGUAAUAAACAGUUUCUAACACAUACUCCUAUAUCUCUCGUUUCGAUAUUUGAUAUUGAAAAGAACGAGAUAAAAUAAGAGAACUAAAACUUCGUAAAUUUUUAUGAAUAACGUUUUCAUUGAACGCAAAUUUAAUCGGCUUUCAGAAAAUUUAUUAGAUGUUAGUAUAAUAUAAAUUUAAGGCUUGAUAUAAUUAUCAAUUUAUUGCAUGUUUACCUAGAAUUCUUAUUUAAGCCUAGUGUAGAGAUAUUUGUUCAACUUAAGCAAUACUGACGCCGCUCAUGUAAGGAUAUCCUCUAUGACUCACGUCUCAUAAGGCAACCGUAAUGUUUUAGUAUUAAAAUAUAUUUGUGUCCUUCCUACCUACAUUAAAUAACGUAAUUCUAAUAAAUAGCCUUAUACAAUAGAGUUGCUAAUGCUGUAGAUAUAUUGUUCACAGUAUGGAAGAUCCCAUCGAUAUAUUUGCUUCUAUACAAAAAUUUAUUAUACAUAAGAAUAAGAUGUGAGCAGUGCAUAUAGUGCCAUUUUUAUAAAGUGUGAAAGUCGUAAUUUGUACCUUAACUGCUAAAAGCACUUUACUGACCACCAUUUAAAGAAUUUCCUUUGUUUACAAAGGAAGUUUAUAUGUUCCAGGACGGGUGGCAAGUCAGAUAUUAUAUAAAUAGUUAAAUACCUAAUAUUUAAAACCCUUUUGGUAUAGCAAGCACUGUUGAGCCUUUAUCUUGAAAUUAGAGAUCGCUGUUGAUACGAAUUGCUAGACCAAAAAGACAUGACAUGAUUUGCUAUCUCGGUUACACGUUUAAGGCCCGCUUGUAUGUUUACGGGAUUGAACUUGAAUAAAUAAGACUAUGUUUUGUAUAAAUGUCCAACAAUGUGCGACGCAUGCACGAUUGAACGUGUUAAACUUGAAACUUUCAAAAGUCAACAAGAAAAAUCAUUUGUUCAACAGUAGCGACAACCCCGCCGGACCUGAUAAGUUUAUUACUAUAGCCCGAAUUCAAGGGGGCCUAAGCUAGUAACUGCUAUGUUUUGUCUGAUACAGAAUGUUAGUCGCUGGUUUUAGUGGAGAGUAAAGGGCUAUCUACAAAGAAGGCAUAUAAAAGUAUGAACGCUGAUACAAAUCUACUAAAUUCAGCUGACUAAUCUAAAUCACGGCAAUUUUGUCUGUGUCUAUUUGAAAGCAUCAUAUCAAUAGCGGUAACUAGCAUCCGUGAUGCCAGCUUUCUUCUCACUGCUAGCAUUCACCGGCGUCCUUCGUAAAUAUCACAAUAUAAAUUUUACCACCACAAUUUUACUGCUAACAUUUGACUGCUUGUAUACGUCCAUUUUGUAUAUGGAUAGCUCAUCGUUUUUCAUGGUUUUUGAGUGAAACGCUAGACAGUCAUACGCAUUGUAUUUUAGAAGCAAACGAUCGUUUUUAGGCCUAGCUAAGCGUCGACAGUUUUUCUAAUAAUUGUUAUGUCUUGCAUUGCUGGAGACGAGAACGCAUGGCUCUAGCUUGUUAUUUGAAGUCGUCCUUUGCGUUACGCGUAGUCAUAGCUCGUACUUAUUCUGUCUCAAACACACUCUUUAUAUGCGCAAGAGGUGAUCGCUGAAUCCCUUCCAUUUCUGUCGCACUUAUGGUUUGUGCCUGAGACAGGAUCAGGAGACACGUCACGCAGCGGGCGUUCUUAUAGCUGGUAAUAAUAAACUGGUAUUUUCUUUCACUCGUACCGGCGCUAGCAUUGAAAAGACAGCAAAAUAUUUGCACAAUAUGAAGACAAACACGCAACAAACGAUACAGACGAUAUACAAAUUAAUAUUAAUUUAUAAUUAUGUUUAUGCUGAUCUAUUCGCGUAGUUGAUAUUAUUAAGGUUUAGUUUUUAGUAAAUAUGAAAAUAUAAAAAUAUGUAAUCCUCAAGUCACCCUAAGUAUUAUUCGAUUAUUUUGUUAUGAUAAUGAUUUGUAAGAUUUUUCAUGUGGUUAGUGCAAAAUGUACACAUUUAUAAUGUAAAGUUGAUCUAGAAAAUCAUGACAGCUUUAUUAUGACUAGGUUGUAUCGUGAUCUGGGCUGGCCUUCAUUCCAAAUUGUAUGCGAUUGCAAUUGUGUAUCAUUAGUACAUUAACUAACUAUUUAACGCCAAACUUAACUGAACCGCCUGCAAUUAUACAUGAAUUUACGCCCAGUACAUUUUCAGUUUCUAUCCAAAAACUUCAGCGGCAACCCAUUUCGAGUUUGGUUUGUUGGUUUGCAUCGCAAAAUUUGGAAAAAUAUUGAAAAUAUUGAGCAAAUUUGACACGUAAACGUAUAAUUUAACUGCCCUUUGAGGUUGGUAGAUAUCUCGCAUUUGCAUCCGCUUGGUGGCGCUCGUGUAGUUGGAAGACAUGGCUAUUUGACAACUGCGCAGUAAGUUGUGUACGCAUUGCUAUUUUCAGAAAUGAUGACACGAUCUUGUUGAAAUGAGAUAUCAGAAUAAGAUUGAUCUCAGAAUAAGGCAAAUAUUGGAUGACUUCCAAUCACAUUAACGCCAUUUGCAUUAAGAUUACGAACGUUCUUCAACAAUAUCUUUGCGUAUACGUAUAUAUAAGCAAGUUUAUCGUAAGUUAUAGACAGUGCUAGUAGUUAGAAACGAAAUCAAUGUACCAAAUCCAAUACAAAUUCGAAAAAAGGCCCCAGGGAUUUUAGGUCUACCAAGUUUUUGAUUGAAUGACCUUCUGUUAUGAGCUAUUGUUAGUAUGCUAUACUUUCGGAAAACUAGGCUUUUAAUUCCUCGUAUCCAAAAUAUAAAUAAGGUUUAAAUAUCGAAACGAAUACAGAUUUGUUAGUAAAUAAAUAUAUUGAAGCGUUAAUGAAAAUUCAUCAUCACUAAUAAAAAUAAUAACAUUUUAUAAGAGACCACGAAUUAAUAUUUACGGUUUUUAUCAUUUUCUAACUAGUAUCAAAGCUGGGGUUGAAAGUCAUUGUAGCAAGUCGUUUCGGCAGAAUAAUAUUUCGCCGAUAAUUUAUCUUCUUAUGAGUAAGCAAUAUCUAUAUGUAGAUUAUGUAGCCUUCAAGCCUCUAUAAGACAGGUAUGUCUUAGGCUUGUGUGUAAUUUUAUUUUGAUAAUUCGAUAUAUUUUAAAUCACGAAGAUAGUAUAAAUAUACCAAGCCAAUUUUAUCUAAAACUUGCAUGAAAGCGAAGGAUAUUUUUUUAUAUUAACUAAACAUUGUCACAUUUAUAAGCAAUUUUGUUAGCUCUAAAAAUUUUGACAUCAAUAUUUAAGAAUUAAGAAUAAUACCUAUUUUAUAUUGGAGGUAAGUAACUUAAACGGACAACACUUAAGUUGCUUUGAUAAUAUUUAUGUUUAGAUAGCAUUCGAAUUAUUUCGGUUGUCAGCAAUUAUAACACUUACCGUGUUCCAUCGCCAUGCCAUCUUUUGUGUUCUGGCAACAAGGCUAAUUUAUACAAUGUGGCUUACAUAAUUACGCACUUAAAUAUUUUAAAAGUAUUAUCAAAAUCAAAUCAAAUAUAAUUAGUAUUAAAUAUAAUUACGUGAAUUUUAUUUAUUAAAAUAUUCAUGUACGCUUAUAUAGGUAAUGUUGUAAAUCCCAUACUGUGUUCAUUAUAAAAUCGAACACGUGGUCUUUACCUUCAAGUGACGAUGCAGUUGAUGUUGCUAACAGGUAGAUGGCGAUGUGUGUCAGUAAUUCGACUGAUGUCUAUACAUACACAUGAUAGCUAUCAACGAUCGAAGGCCAAUUUGGUGUAAAAAUGCUGAUAAAUGCUUAGAACAUGAAUGUAGGGGACAUUCAAUAUUUGCUUUGCUUUGUAAUUUCGGGCGUCAGCGGUUUGCUAUUAAAAUUGUUUCCUCCAUAGUAUAAUUAUUAUUUAAAUCUUAAUACGUGAUUAAAAUAUUUAUUUCAUGUUACAACUUAUCCACUAACGUUAUUAUAUAAUCUUACGAAUAGAUUUUUGAUAAUUUUACUAACACAAUAUUUUUGACAUUCAGUUGACUUUUUUUGUAACACAUUCUACACUUUUAUAAUUUUGUUUAUUACAAUUUUUUUAGGUUUGAUUGAUACUUUUUGUAUUUUGAAUGAAUUCUCAUCUACUGUACUUACAAAUGUUUUUAUUAUUUAUUUAUCUUUUUUAUUAUUUUUGUCCUGUUAGCUAGCUAGAACAUUGGAAUAAUAUUGAAUCGAAUGCACAAUUCUUAGUUUUCGCACAACUAUUUUAUUGACGUGUUUAACGUAUGCUUCGGUGUUUUAACUAACAUUUUAUGAUUAUUGUGGAAUUGAUUGAAUAUUGAUAUCUUUUUUCUAAGUACAAUACGCAGAUUACCUGCAAUCAUAUUAACUCAUAUGUAUGUAUGUAUGUAGAAGUAAACUGUACUUUUUUAUUGGUGUUAAGAAAACUAAUAAAAUGUUUGUCGGGUUUACCCGCGUGUUUCACGGUCUAUGUAAUACUUUGAGCUAGUCAUACAAGUCACCCCGGUCCUUCCCACACCCGGGAUGCGCGCCGUUUGCUUGUGUCUGUGUUCGUGUAGCAAACAUAUCGGCGAGCCGCGGCUCCAGACGAUGAUAUUGUCGUACCUCAGCUGGUAACCUCUGCAAUAAAUCAUUUCUAAAAAUCUCGAUGUUGAAUUGUAAGAAAGAUCAAUAUUUUUAAUAUAUCAUUUUAAAUUUAUGUACAGGUUGUUAGAUGUUCAUUCAUGUUUAAGGGUGUUUGUCGUUUUACAGAGGAUAUUCUAAACUUCUCUUAUGACAAGCUUCCUCAUGUAGUAUUUGCGAACUGUCCCAGUGUUUAUAAAUGUAAUUCCAGUAUGUUUAGGUGCCUACAUUGAGCCGUAUAAGUGUUUCCUGAAUAAUAUGAUCUUUAAAACAUUCAGAAUAGAUCUAAACAGAAUCUCAGACACGUCAAAGGUCAUGAACGUUUCAAUUAUUUGACAUAUUUCAUUAGAUUUUUCGUCUACGCAGUUGAUUUUAUAAUAAUUUUUGCAUCGAGGGAAGGUGAUUCGCAUGCAAAAUGAUAAGUGUAAGCGCAACAUUUCGCUUGCGUUAUUGGCCACGUUGGAAAUUGGUAGUUUAGUCUGCUCGGUUUGCUUCAUCCCUUAGCGUUGAGUGGCGACGACAUAAACGUAAGAUAGAGUCGGGUAGCGGAGUCGCACGGCGCGGCAACGUCGCCUGCGCCGGCGCCUGUCUCAGUUCGAGAUCCAACAUGGAGGAAGUGUUUUGCGAAGUUCAAAUACAAAUCCUCCACUAUUGUUGAACAUGCUUCUAACGCCAUGCGUACGAAUCACUCACCACGCUCUGCCUAGAUAGAACUUUACCUAAUUAAUUAUACUUAGAUAGCAUUGUGUUCCAAAUGAAAUAAACCAGAUCAACUAAUUUUACUAAAUUUAAUAUUCAAUGCUGAAUAUUUUUUUUAUGGUCUUCCAGUAUUGUAGUAGACGACUAAACUACGAAAUGUAAUUUGGCCUUUACGAAGUAAAUACAUUUUAAAAAAUUGAGAGUAUGUCUAGAAGAUUUAGUGCACCGACUAGUUUAUUGCUAGCAUUAUAUGGGUGCUAAUUUUUACAUACAUAAUGAAUUAGAUCGCUUCUGGUAAUACAUAACGUGUCGGUAUAUCUGGCGGUUAUAUAUAUUGUAUUUACGAUGUAAAUUUCUGCGUUUCAACACGUUUCUCCCUACACCUAGUUAGGCACGGUUUGCUUUUUCCCACUAUAUGCUAAGAAGUCUUCUUCCUUAAUAUAUAAUUUUCACUAUUUAAUAUCGUCACUGAUAUAAUCUAUGGUGCAUAAAAUGUCCUAUGAGAUUAAAGGAUUGUUAGAUAAAAUAUAUCUAUGAAUACUUUUUGUAAGUAUCGCAGUGUUUAGAGUAUAAUGAUUUGAUACGUAAAAACUUACGCUCUCUUAAGAGUACGUUGACAAUGAAAACCAGGGUGCUAUUGGUUCGGGAAAUUUGUUGGUUCCUCCGGGUACCUGCAUCCUCCCCUCUCAGAUAACUCUGAAUGACGAUAGGCUCAUCUAUCAUUUGGUCUUAAAUCAGCUGAUGGUCAUGUUUUCUAAUAUCAUGACCGUAAAUCCAAAAUUUGUAAUGCUUUUCAUUAACAAUUUGUGAAGUGGAAGUAAAUUAGUUAGCGGGGGCCAUGAGAUCGGCCCUCUUUGAAGGACCAAAUGUACAAGAACUGUAGCACUAAGUAAUCAAUCGGUACUUAUACCGCCGGCCUGCUCCGGCUAUAAGGCAGGGUCAGACCGAAUUCGUUUAGAUGGGUAUAGAUGGGUUUACUUCCUGUAUUUUCCCAAUAGACUUAUGCAUAGCGCCUUACCGGCGUGACUUGUAUUACAUGAAACUAUAUGAGACGAAUCAAACUGGCUGCGUAGCGUACGAGUGCAUGCAUGGACUACGUACAAUACACAUAAGUUGUGCAUACGAUUUCGGUCUGAAGCUGCCUAUAAUCGAUUUUAUUUAUUGACUAAUUGUUGUGGGUCACAUAUCAAUUCGCUUAUUGACAAUCUCGGUGUUAUAUUGCAAGCACUACGCGUGUUGCCAACUUAAUUCGACACGGUUCAAAUUUGAUCUUUGAUAGCACCCUCUCCCCUAAAUAUCGUACAAUGAUAAAUGUUGUAAUAUCUACUCCAAAAUGAAAUAUAAACUUCAAUGCUUCAACAGAAACUUUCGGAUCUGACGUCAUAAGGUAUCAAUGAUAGUCGUCAUUUUUGAAAAUUUAACGGAUUGUUAAAUAUGUGUAUGUUACUGUAAAAGCCUAUACGAAGGUAAACCUCGAGAUUUGCCAAGUGAGACCUACUAUUUUUAUAUUUUACUAUCGCAUACAGGUCAAGUCAGAAACUUUUGAUCUCGAUAUCUGACUUAUACUCACUUAGUAAAUCUUAAACUUUACCUGACAUAGUUCUUAACUAUAUAUUAAAAUGUAAGGUCAUGAAUUAUAAGUCAUUACAGUGACAUAAACUAGUCCGUUGUAUGGCAUAGAUGAUGAUUAUGAUGGGUUGAUAUUAUAUACCUUUUGUACAUUAUGACGAUGCAUUUGUCUUGACGAUUCAAAUUUCUGUGUAGUCAAUUUGUAAAUCCUAACAUAAUUUUCUUUAAAAUUGACCUUCUAGUUCUGAUACUCUGUUUUAGAUUAAAAUUAUUAUAUCUAUUUAUUAAAUCUUUCUUCUCUCA
Plodia interpunctella (Indianmeal moth) is the source of this 11050-nucleotide messenger RNA. RefSeq names its product Neurocalcin (gene Nca). Bases 258 to 830 code for a protein of 190 amino acids. Gene Ontology annotation, molecular function: calcium ion binding. The transcript is spliced from 5 exons. The record is from RefSeq and is a predicted model, not a curated record. NCBI's taxonomy places the organism in Eukaryota, Metazoa, Arthropoda, Insecta, Lepidoptera, Pyralidae.